Uranotaenia lowii is the source of this 5171-nucleotide messenger RNA. RefSeq lists its product as uncharacterized. NCBI's taxonomy places the organism in Eukaryota, Metazoa, Arthropoda, Insecta, Diptera, Culicidae. The record is from RefSeq and is a predicted model, not a curated record. Bases 351 to 4907 code for a protein of 1518 amino acids. The transcript has 2 exons. Gene Ontology annotation, molecular function: nucleic acid binding.
AAUAAGUUAGGUUUUCGUGUGAGAAUCAGUGUUAAUUUCACUACUGCAUCGCGAGCCUAGCAGAAGGCGAACUGUGCCACAUUGUUUGGCAGAAAGCUAAGGAAGAAACCUUAUAAAACCCGGUUUUAUAGAUCCGGAAGUCGAUCUAAACCGUAAGUUAAUAUAACCUUUGUUAAAUCACCCUUUCUUUAUAAGGAAUUUUAUAUCUUUAGGCGAGCCUAGUAGAAGGCCAAUCGAGCCAAAUUGUUCGGAAAAAAUCCGAGGAAGAAAACCAUUUGUUGUAAGUUGUACAAUCUCUAAAAACUUUCCUCUAACUAAUAAAUUAACUCGUUUUAGUUUGAGCUACUUAUAUGCUCUGCUGCUACUGCUACUACUGCUACAAUCGAAGUUGCUUCAAAAGCGGUUUUUUAUUUCCUCGUCCGAACAAAACUCAAAAACAAAUGAGUUCGGCUAGAAGCCUGGAGCAGAUUGAGGUUAUGGAUCAAAACCUCCAGCAGCAGUCUAACGCCGAGAACACCGCAUAUGAUUGUGCUCUGUGUGAGGAGCCGAAUCAUGCUGACCACCAUAUGGUCCAAUGUGACACCUGUCCGCGCUGGUUUCAUUACUCCUGCGCCGGUGUUACGGAUGAAAUUGUCGACGAACCAUGGAGCUGCCCCACUUGUUCAACCGAAACAGUUGUCGAAAAUGCGUGUGGCGGUUCUCAGGAGGACAUUUCCGCCCUGCAGUUUCUGGAUCUUGGUGCCGGAAAGGAUGCACGCUGGAAGCAAAAUGAAGAGCAGCAGAAAGCUGCCGACGAGCAGCACGAACGUGAUUUGAUGCUGAUGAGAAAGAUGCAGCGUCGGAAUUUCCAGCGACAGCUGCAGCGCGAGGAGCAAAAGCGAUUGGCACAGCUCGAGUUGGAACGUGAAAUGCUGGAGAUGAGGCGGAAAGCUGAUAAGGAGUAUCAGAUCAAGAGGAGCCAAUUGUGGAGUACCUACGGGCUCAAUCAACAAUCACUCAACUAUCCCGAUGCAAAUGACAUUCCGCAGCAUUUUGUUGGCGGCGCGGAAUCAAGAAAAGUUACGUUUGAGCCGAACGUGUAUCCUGUGUAUUCUACUCCGCUAUCCGGAAGCUAUUCCCCUCAAGUACCGACGACACCGUUGCGCAAUCCCGGGGUGUAUCCAGCCAGAGUUAUUCCAAGCAACUCGAAUGCACCGAUCGUUAAUCAUCCUUUGCCUUCUCACCUGUCGGCGCCUCCGCAAGUUCCGAACCAAAUAGAUGGGCGCAAUCUUUCGAACGUUCCAGUGAAUCCACCGGUGAGGCACAAUCCGCUGCCAAAUCGCGGUCUGCCGUUAGUACCAGAGGAACCAGUGAAUCAAAAUUCUCCCAACCAAUUCCCGCAUUCGGCCAUGCAUCGGCUACAUCUAGGGGGCCCAGUGGGUCCAUGCGAUCCGCCCAAUCCGCCUCCCCAUUCGGAUGCACAAUGGCCGCAAAUUGCUUUGCCACCAGUAGCGGAGUUGACCAGGGCACAGAUCGCUGCUCGAAAAGGACCGUUCUGCAAAUUACCGACCUUCAGCGGAGAUCCCGAGGAAUGGCCGCUGUUUUACAGCAGCUACAUUAAUGGAAACUUGGCGUGCAACUGGUCGAAUUUAGACAAUCUUGGGAGGCUGCAGGAAGCGAUUCAAAAUCCAGCGCGCGCUAAAGUGCGCCACCAUUUGAUGCUGCCUGAAACGGUACCCGAAGCCAUCGAAACACUCCGGAGGCUUUAUGGGCGCCCGGAACAAAUAAUUUCUGCGCUUGUGCGCAAGGCGCAGAAUGCGAAGCCACCAUGUCUGGAAAAUCCGGUAACUUUUUCGGAUUUCGGCAUCAUCGUGCAGCAACUCACCGAUCACCUGAUUGCGUCUGGACUCCGGGAUCACUUGGUGAAUCCACAUCUAAUCGAGAUCCUUGUGGCCAAGCUUCCUGGUCAGACGCAGAUUGAAUGGAUCCGCUACAGACGUCAGCAAGGUUUUUCCACUCUGAAAACCUUUUCCGAUUUCAUCACCGCCAUCGGAGCCGAUGCCCUAGAACUGGAACACAUCAACCGGAUGCACGGUUGUAGCAAGGAGAGGCUGAAGCCAGAAAAACCGAGAGCUGACAAGAAAGUGAAGGAGAAAAGGGCUGAGGGUUACCUGCAUGCCCACAUCGGAGAGUUCGAGGACAAGCGGGCAAGCACCAAAAGAGAGCAGUCUGCCCCCUCCUCUUCCUCAUCUAAGUCCGUACAGCAGCAGCAGACCCGGGUGCCAUGCCACAUUUGCAAUCGCACCGAUCAUCGCACAAGGUUUUGUGACGACUUUGCUAAGCUGUCCUGGGAAGGUCGCGUGAAGGAAGUGGCCAAAUGGAAGCUGUGCAAACUUUGCCUUAACGAACAUGGCGAUUCAAACUGUCGUUUCAAGCGCAAGUGCAACAUCGGAAACUGUCAUGAAAUGCACCACCCACUACUUCACCCAACGAACAACAACAAUCCUGUGGCCACAACUGAUUGCAACGCUCACAGUGUCGACAUUCAACAACCAGUGAUUUAUCGAAUGGUACCUGUCCGACUAAGUAACGGCAACCACUCGGUGAACGUAAUCGCAUUCCUGGAUGAAGGCGCAUCCUGCUCUUUGGUGGAACGUGAGGUUGCAGAUCAGAUUCAGCUGGGAGGAGAACCACAACCACUUAUUGUCAAGUGGACGGCGGGUAUGACGCGCAUGGAGCGCGACUCUAAGCGAGUGCAUCUAUCGAUUUCCGCUAUUGAUUCGUCGGAGCAGUUCGUGCUGAAGAAUGUGCACACCGUUGAGAAAUUGAAACUACCCGAGCAGAAACUACUCUUCGCAGAUGUCGCAAGGAAGUACCAGCAUCUGGAAGGGCUACCUGUCUGCGACUACCGCUGCGAAACUCCACGAAUUCUAAUUGGACUCAAGCAUCUGCACGUCUACGCCCCGUUGGAAUCACGGAUUGGGGCCCCUGGUGAACCGAUUGCAGUUCGAACUCAUCUUGGUUGGACAGUGUACGGGCCACAAAAUUCAGCAGAUACCUCCGAAAUGUUUUCUGGUCACCACGACAUGAGCCCGGCAGAUCGCGAGCUGCAUGAGCUGCUACGUAGUCAAUACAUGCUGGAAGAAGCCGGAAUCGCAGUUUCAAUUUUGCCUGAAUCGUCGGAAGAUCGUCGUGCUCGUGACCUGUUAGAAAAAACCACCGUGCGAAUUGGCCAACGCUUCGAGACAGGGCUGCUGUGGAGGGAUGACAACCCUCAAUUGCCCGACAGUUACCCGAUGGCCGUGAAGCGGCUGAAAGCUUUAGAACGAAAGUUGUCGAGAAAUCCGGAGCUGAAGGAGAAGGUAUCUAAACAAAUCGCCGAGUACCAAGAAAAGGGGUACGCCCAUAAAGCGACUGCCCAAGAUUACGCUGACGCUGCUGCUGGUGCCAAGGUCUGGUACCUCCCCUUAAACGUGGUCCUCAAUCCAAGAAAGCCAAGCAAGGUCCGCCUUGUUUGGGACGCGGCGGCCGCAGUCAACGGAAUUUCGCUCAACUCGGCUCUUUUGAAGGGGCCCGAUAUGCUGACCGAUCUGCCUGGAGUUCUGUUUCAUUUCCGAGAGCGACCCAUCGCCUUUGGGGGUGACAUAUUGGAAAUGUACCACCAGAUUGGUAUACGACGAAGCGACAAGCAGGCCCAACGUUUCCUGUACCGGGAUGAGCCAACUGAUCCGCCGGAAAUCUUCGUCAUGGACGUGGCGACCUUUGGCUCUACAUGCUCACCGUGUUCCGCCCAGUAUAUAAAGAACCGGAACGCAAAGGACUUUGCAGAUGAAUAUCCGGAUGCAGCAGCGGCGAUUGUCGACAAUACUUACGUUGACGAUUACCUCGAUAGCGCAGAUUCAGUGGAAGAGGCGGUCACGCGAGCACAGCAGGUGAAGAAGAUCCACUCGGCAGGUGGGUUCCGAAUUCGAAACUGGGUCUCAAAUAGUACCGAAGUCCUGGAGAAAUUGGAGGAGCCGACGGAGCGCCAAGUAGUCCAUUUCAGCGCCAACAAGACAACGAACAUGGAGCGCAUUCUUGGUGUGUUCUGGGAUCCAGUCGAAGAUGUCUUUCGGUUUUUGAUCAAACUCCGCACUGAUCUGGAGUCGUUCAUGGACGGCAGUCAACGUCCUACCAAGCGACAACUGGGACUGCAAAUCGGUACCGCUUGUGCUGAUAGGUUCACUAGAGCUCGCACACGCUGGAAAUUCAACCCUCCCUCAGCCCCUCAUAUGGGAGGGAUCUGGAGGAGGCUUUUGAGAUCAACCAAGGAGGCGAUGAAGGCUCUGGACGACGGCCUACGACUAAUCGACGAAAUGCUGCUGACCGUGUUGGCCAAAGCUGCGGAAAUGAUCAACUGUAGACCACUAACGUACAUUCCCCAAGAGUCAUCGGAGGUGGAGGCUUUAACGCCGAAUCACUUCAUCCGAGGUUUUCCGUCCGGGGAACAUCAUCAGGUGGAGGAAACGGCCAAUCCUUCUGAAGCUUUGCGGGACCAGUAUAAACGAGCACUUCAGCUAGCGGACAUCCUGUGGCAACGUUGGGUCAAAGAAUACGUGCCCUGUAUCGAUCAACCAACGAAGUGGCACGCCGACAGCCAACCGGUAGCCGAAGGAGACCUGGUGUACAUAGCCGAUGGUAACAGCCGGAAGACCUGGGUGCGAGGCGUGGUCCAGCAGAUCAUCCCUGGACGAGACGGAGUGAUUCGCAGAGCUGUGGUGCGUUUGGCGAAUGGGAAGGAGCUGCGUCGUCCUGUGAACAAGCUUGCGGUGUUGGAGAUUGGUCGUAAAUCCAGUCAGGUGAAGGACCCUGCACUAGAGUUACGGGCGGGGGCGAUGUUGGCACCGCUGGCACCCUUGGACCGAGCAGCGACGCCGCCGAACCAGUGAGCGCGGCGAAGUUUUGCCGCAUCUGUCAAAGUGACAGAAUCGACGGUUGAUAUAGAGCAUCGUUUUUUUUCACUAGUCGAAGUAAGCCAACAGUAAAUUUUUACCCCGAAGCGCUAAUCUAAAAUUAGCAUUAAUUUUGUCGCGAAUAAGUUAGGUUUUCGUGUGAGAAUCAGUGUUAAUUUCACUACUGCAUCGUAAGUAAAACGACUUGUUGCGAUUUGUACAAUUUUUUAAUAAUCAGCAUUGCAUUUAGGCGAGCCUAGC